Patiria miniata (bat star) is the source of this 1756-nucleotide messenger RNA. Its product is annotated as TPR and ankyrin repeat-containing protein 1-like. Gene Ontology annotation, molecular function: Hsp90 protein binding. The coding region runs from base 166 to 1704 and encodes 512 amino acids. NCBI's taxonomy places the organism in Eukaryota, Metazoa, Echinodermata, Asteroidea, Valvatida, Asterinidae. The record is from RefSeq and is a predicted model, not a curated record. The transcript is spliced from 9 exons.
CAUCCGUACCGUGCAGAUUUGAUCGUGUAGGGGAAAACCCGCGUGUGAAAUUAAUUCGCUAAUUAAUUUAAAGCUGUCGAUUCGGCGGUGCUGACUGCAGUAGCUCAAAUUCCUAAGAUGUUGCCUGGCAGAAAUAGAAGAAGAGGCCAGUAAAACUGAAGCAAGAUGGACACUCGCGAUGACGAGUGGCAUCGAACACGGCGACGUGCUCGUGCCAUGCAUCAUCCGAUGGCGACAGAACGCGACUUUCAUGACUUUGCUAGGAUGCCCGGUGGCAUCUGGUGGUACGUGGAAGAACUGAAGCAACAGGGUAAUGACAUCAUCCACCACAAUCCGAGAGAGGCCGUCGGUCUGUACACCAAAGCCAUGGAGAUUGAUGAGAAUCCAGAGCAUCCGUUUGAUCUACUGACGCCGCGAGAGAAGGCGAUGUUGCGCAGCAAUCGCUGCACAGCGCUGAUGAAACUCCAACAGCUUGGCCCGGCCUUUGAAGAUGCAAUAGAGUGCAUUAGAAUCGACCCAACAUUCCAAAAGGGUUACUGGCGUGCUGCCACUGUCAUGAAGCAGAUGGGCAAGGAGGAUGAAGCUUUGGAGGCCCUCAUCGACGGCUAUCCCAAGAUUCUAGGUGACAACAAGGAGGCUGUUGACUUCCGCUUCAACUUUGUCUAUGAGAUCACAUUUCUGACUGUUCAACUGUGGGAUAAGUGGAAGAAGUCACAGUUCCUCUUCAGACUUCUGGACGUCGCUACAUCCGUGUGGACUGAAGUUGUGCAACGCCUGGCCAAGAACAAGGAGUAUCAGGGUCUGCAUCUGGUGUUCCUCCGCGGUGGUACUCAGUCGGGCAAGACAUUUGAGAUUGGGCAAGGCGGUGCAGCCAAGGGCUGUGACACAUCCGGUAUAGACCUCCGACCCUUAGUCCGUGAUCUGUCCGGCAGGGAAUACGACAGUUGGAGCAUGCAGUUGGUAGUGGAGCUGCUCAAACAUGGCUCCAAGGUGGUAGGGCUUAGCCAGAAGGAAGGGGACACCCCCUUGCACUGUGCUGUGGAGAAUGCCCUGAGAACUGGAUGGGUGGGCCUGUUGGAGUACCUCUUCAUUCACCUUUACAAAACGAGCGAACGAAGGAACCUGCCCGACAGAUUUGGGGACUCGCUCUUCCAUCUGGUUGCCAAGAAAUCCGGCCCCGCUGCCCACGCCAAAUCGGUCGUGGACGUCCUCCGGAAGUACGGGGUCGACCCGACCAGAAAGGACCGGCGGGGAAGCAGGCCGGUGGAGCUGGUGCCGCUGACCAAUCAGCAGAUGGCUGAGAAACGAGGCUUGCUGAGCGACGUAGCCCUUGCUUGGGAACAACAUGUUAAAGUGCAGCAGAAGCAGCAGCAACAGCAGCAGCAACAACAGUUCCAGCAACAGGCAAGGAAUAUGCCGAGCCAACGCUUUCCUGGUCCCCACUUUGCAUCUGGUAACCAGACUCAGGCGCGAUACUUCCCCACAAGACCUCAGGCCAGGCCCCAGCCUCAACCCCAGCCUCAGCCCCGGGCCCAGUUCUUUGAUCCUAGCAGGAUAUUCAGCGCCUCGCCAAGGCCAAGUGACUCGACUCCGUUCUUUGAUCACUCCAAACUAUUCGGAGGCCCUCAGGUAAGCCUUUCAUUCUUUUCCAUAGCAAGGAAAAUGGUCCACAUGGGAACAAACAAACUCCCGCAGGAAUAUUAGUUUUACACUUAUGCAAAGGAGCCAUCUUUUUUGUACCCCGCCAGCGAAGCCG